AUGCCUUCUUCUCUCCUGACCCGUCACUCGAAUUUUCACUUUCAGGCCCUGAUGGUUAGCCCGAGUAAUGCAGCCUGCAACGACCUGGCCCAAGAGGUCCAGCGCAUCGCGACCAACGCCUUCGCCGACCGCGCUAUAAUAGUGGUCCGUCUUCACGCCACCGAGAUCGAGAUUAAUAUAGCACACUAUCAAGCCGAGCAGGCUCGCAACGCUUCUGACGACGCUCGUCCGCCUAUCAUCCAGGGGAGCCUCGAUCAGACCAUCGCGCAAAUGCUGAUCUGCCAAGCUCUCCACGACGACUACUAG
Messenger RNA from Aspergillus terreus NIH2624, 306 nucleotides. RefSeq lists its product as uncharacterized. The record is from RefSeq and is a predicted model, not a curated record. Bases 1 to 306 code for a protein of 101 amino acids. The transcript has a single exon. Lineage: Eukaryota; Fungi; Ascomycota; Eurotiomycetes; Eurotiales; Aspergillaceae.